Molecule: messenger RNA, 648 nt
Organism: Lottia gigantea (owl limpet)
Lineage: Eukaryota; Metazoa; Mollusca; Gastropoda; Lottiidae
Exons: 1
Coding region: 1-648 (215 amino acids)
Source: RefSeq, a predicted model, not a curated record
AUGGCACGCACCAAGAACACGAGAAGACUUCACCAACCACACCCAGGGACAACUCGGUUGCCACGAGCUCAGUUUGUACCUUUCGCCCCAUUGGCCCCUGAUCUCAGAGAUCCAACAGCUCGGGUACCUACCCGACCCACCAUCCCAGGAGCCAGACGCAGAAUCAUUUCACCCACCCCACUGCCCUCUUUAACUCCGCCACCAAGACCCAUCUCGCCUUUACCACCAACUCCACCCAGACUGCUUUCUACACUGGCCCCAGAUUUACGUCCAGAGUCACCCCCAAUGCCAACAUCACCAGAACCACAACCACGUCGAAGUUUGAAAAAAACACGCCAGACCAAACAAUUCCCAACGAAACAAACAAAGAAGACAAAAAAAGACAGACAGACAGCGGAUCCUUUGACUCGAGGUCGAAAAAGCAAGCAAAUGAAAGAGAUGGUAGAUUUUAUUAAACGUUUAAAACGUCUCAAUCCAGAAAUGGUCUACACGGAAUUGGUGAGAAAUGUGGGUACGGCACGCAUUGGUUUGUUACAGUGGUUUAAACUUGCGGCCAAUCAUCUCCUGAAAGGGAAUAUUCAACAGUUACACGCUCAACACACCAAAUGGGUUGCUAGAAAUAAAGAUGUUUUAAAACAAUUGACUUAA